AUGAUCGUUAGCCGCAUUAUAUUAUCGAUUUUGUUAGCAUCAUGCGACGGUCAGUUGACCGCAUUCACCUCGCUGUUCAUAGACGCGUGGAAGAACCAACCCAUAGUUCAGUUCACAGCUCGGGCAACGGGUGAAGUCAUAACUAACACUGUUGAUACUAUCACGAAGUUUCCAAUCGCCAUCGCCAGUAUAUUACGCCAUGGGUACAAGUUUCCCACUCUCAUAAGUCAAACUAAUGUCAUAGAUAUAACAGACAAUUUCAUCGCUGAAUUCAAUUCUGAAUUAAACAAUGAAGACGCUAACCUGAAUAUUGAAGAUCUCAUAGCUAAGUAUGGAUAUCCUGUGGAGGAGCAUACGGUUCGAACAGAGGAUGGCUACAUUCUCAAUAUGUAUAGAAUACCAAACAACGGUUCCGUAGUGUUUUUGAUGCAUGGUUUAUUAGGCAGUGCUGACGAUUACGUGAUCGCAGGCCCCGAGAGCGGACUUGCUUAUUUAUUAUCAAGGGAAGGUUACGAUGUUUGGAUGGGUAAUGCCCGCGGGAACAAGCAUUCGAGACGUCAUGUCGACUAUCACGCAUCCGAAUCUGUUUUCUGGGAUUUCACUUGGCACGAAAUAGGCUAUUACGACCUGCCUGCAAUGAUAGACUACGCUCUUGAGGUUAGUAAUUCGGAAACCCUGAAAUUUAUCGGUCAUUCUCAAGGAACGACGGCCUUUUUUGUGAUGGCUUCAGAGAAAACACACUAUAACAGCAAAAUCAGUUUAAUGAUUGCUUUGUCACCGGUUGCAUUUAUGGGAAACGCUAAAUCUCCUAUAGUCAGGCUUUUAGCACCAGGAGGCCCUCUUAUACAUAGUUUCACUAAAGCUUUAGGUAUCUACGAAUUACUACCAGAUAAUACAAUGAUGAGGAUUUUAAAACGUUUAAUGUGCGGUAAGGGAGCGGUGGCAGAAAUUUUGUGUAACAAUAUUAUAUUUUUAAUCGCUGGUUUCGAUUUGGGGCAACUCAAUGUAACGAAUCUACCGGUUAUGUUCGGGCACUCGCCUUCCGGUGCGUCGGUUAAGCAAAUAGCCCAUUAUGGACAGAGCGUAAUUUCGAAUGAUUUCAAGAAAUUCGAUUACGGUUCAUUGGAAAAUAUGCGACGUUAUGGUAAUUCAGAGCCUUCGAGUUACCGGCUUGACCUGAUAAGCGCUCCAGUAUCGUUGUUCUACAGUGAAGCGGAUUGGCUGGCUCAUCCCGAUGACGUCAGUAAGUUGUACGACAAGUUAGGCAACGCUGUUGACGUCCAUAAGAUACCCUACGAACAAUUUAAUCAUUUAGACUUCUUGUUCGCGAAAGAUUUUAAAAAGUUAAUUUAUAAGAGAUUACGAAAAUUACUGUCAUUAUUUUAAAUAUUGUCAGAUUUGUUAUUAUCAUAAAUUUUUAAUGUGUAAUAAAAAGAAAAUCUUA
This is a messenger RNA of Melitaea cinxia (Glanville fritillary), 1444 nucleotides long. RefSeq names its product lipase 3-like. Bases 1 to 1386 code for a protein of 461 amino acids. Gene Ontology annotation, biological process: lipid metabolic process. The record is from RefSeq and is a predicted model, not a curated record. The transcript has a single exon. NCBI's taxonomy places the organism in Eukaryota, Metazoa, Arthropoda, Insecta, Lepidoptera, Nymphalidae.